AUGCCGGAAGCUACAAAGAUUGAUGACUCGUAUGCCGAGAUCGAGAACCCAACUGCGUGGUACACCCCGGUUGCGGCUAUUGCGCCAGGGGUCAAGCACUUGUCCGACUCGUUCUUUUCGGCGCAAAAGACCCAUGACAUCCAAUUUAGGUUGAACCAGUUGAGGAACUUGUAUUUUGCUGUGCAAGAUAACGUGGACGAGAUAUGUGAGGCCUUGGAGAAGGAUUUCGGAAGAGCUUCGUCGGAAACUAGAAACUUGGAGGUCUUGUCCGGGUUGAAUGAGUUGGUCCACACAAUGGCAAGUUUGCAUGAGUGGAUGAAACCAGAACAGGUUACUGACUUGCCCAUCACGUUGAAAAGCAACCCCAUCUAUAUCGAGAGGAUUCCCUUGGGUGUGGUUUUGAUUGUUUCGCCUUUCAAUUAUCCCUUCCUCUUGUCCUUCUCGGCUUUGGUGGGCGCUUUGGCAGGCGGUAACGCCGUGGUAUUGAAACAAGCAGAGUCCACGCCAAAUUUCACGAGGUUGUUUACAGAAAUAUUGACAAAGGCGUUGGAUAAAGACAUCUUUCUCGCGGUGAAUGGAGCUAUUCCAGAAACCACCGAGUUGUUGGAACAGAAAUUCGACAAGAUCAUCUACACGGGCAAUGGAGUCGUUGGUAAAAUCGUUGCUAAAAAGGCUGCAGAAACUUUGACUCCCGUCAUUUUGGAAUUGGGUGGCAAAUCGCCUGCUUUUAUUUUGGACGAUGUGCAAGAUAAGGAUAUUGAAAUCAUAGCUAGAAGAAUCGCCUGGGGCAGAUUCACCAAUGCUGGUCAAACCUGUGUUGCCGUCGAUUACGUCUUGGUCCCUACAAAGCUCCAUUCGAAAUUCACCACUGCGUUAAAGAAGGUGUUGAAUGAAGAAUUUUAUCCAAACUUGACCAAGGAUGAUCCUCAAUUCACCCACAUUAUCCACGAACGUGCAUUUAAUGGGUUAACAAAGAUGAUUGAAGCUUCGAAAGGGGAUGUCAUUGUAGGAGGCAAAUCAGAUUCUAAAACGAGAUUCAUUCCACCAACGGUGAUUGACAAUGUCACCUGGAGUGACUCAACAAUGCAACAAGAAAUCUUUGGUCCCGUCUUGCCCAUCAUCAAGUACGAUCAAUUGAGUGACGCCGUGGGCCAAGUUGUGAGACAGCACGAUACCCCCUUGGCUCAAUACGUGUUUACUAGUGGCUCAACCUCACCACAAUACAACAAGCAAUUAAAGUCGAUUUUGCAAAACGUGAGAUCAGGCGGCUGUAUCAUCAAUGAUGUCUUGAUGCACGUGGCAUUGGUCAAUGCGCCAUUUGGCGGUGUGGGACAAUCUGGAUACGGGGCUUAUCACGGCAAGUUUUCAUUUAGACACUUUACCCACGAGAGAACCACCAUGGAACAGAAGUUGUGGAAUGAUUUCAUGAUGAAGGCAAGAUACCCACCACACUCAGAGGGCAAGGACAGAUUGAUCAAGGUUUCUCAAUCGGGCUACAAUGGCAACGUUUGGUUUGGACGUACGGGUAACGUUUCCAUCUAUGGACCAGGUCUUAUCUUCAGUGCUUGGUAUACUGCUACUGGUCUCUUUAGCUUGGCUUAUGAGUUUGCUACAAAGAAAUUUUGA
This is a messenger RNA of Lodderomyces beijingensis, 1626 nucleotides long. The record is from the annotation of a GenBank genome assembly. Lineage: Eukaryota; Fungi; Ascomycota; Pichiomycetes; Serinales; Debaryomycetaceae.